GAAAAAGCUCCAGAGUGCUGGAUGUGGCGGAGUUUCAGUACUCAGAGCAGCCUGAGCGGGGAGUUACAGUACAGUCCUUACUAAACACACACACACACACAGAUAGAGCAGGCAGGCGUGAACAGGUGGGCUCACACCCCCAGCUUCACCCCUGGCCCGGUUAUGAGUGUGGGCUCAGCGCGCGCUGUUGGAGUCUCGUGCGGAUAAUGAUGUGCUGUUCCCGGCGGAAGCGGCGCGAGACGCUGUGAGGCUGCGCGCGCUGAGUGUGAGGCGAUCGGGAUGAAGGUGACGGUGAGCUUCGGCCGGACCCGGGUGGUGGUUCCGUGCGGAGACGGCAACAUUAAAGUCCGCAGCCUCAUCCAGCAGGCCAUCAUGCGCUACAGGAAAGCCAUCGCCAAGGACCCAGCCUAUUGGAUCCAGGUUCACCGGUUGGAGCACGGUGAUGGAGGCAUCCUGGACUUGGAUGAUGUGUUAUGUGACGUUGCUGAUGAUAAAGACAGGCUGGUGGCGGUGUAUGAUGAGCAGGACCCUCAUCAUGGAGGAGACGGCACAAGUGCGAGCUCCACGGGCAGCCAGAGUCCAGACGUGUUCAGCAGAGGAGAGAUCAGCUCCGGCACCCCAUCUGCCUUCCAGCCGUACCAGAACAGCAGCGAGAUCGAGGUCACGCCGCUGGCCCUGCGCACCAACAUGCAUCUGCAAGUGAGGCGCAGUAGUGAUCCAGCUCUCGUGGGUCUGCCAGAGACUCCACUCCAAACAGAAGAGCCAUCCAGGAAGAACCCGACACGCUGGUCCACCACAGCUGGUUUCCUCAAACCCAACGUCACUACUGGAACCAACAGCUUGGAGCGCAAGGUUAAAGGACCCGCUGGGUACCGCAGUCUUCCCCGUGACACAGCAGCAUGGUCCAACCAGUUCCACAGAGAGGGCGCUCGCUCCUCUCUCAGUGCCAACCAUCCCAUGGUGGACCGCUGGCUCGAGCGCCAAGAGCAGGAUGAAGAGGAGGAAGAGAGGAGGAGAGACGAAGGCAAGAACGGACGAAUAGAACCGGUGGGACGAGCCGACUCGAUCUCUCUCGAUGACCUGCUCAAACCAGUGGAAGUGUCGAAUGGCGGCGGGCCACUGGGAAUCCACGUCGUGCCGUUCAGCUCCAAAGACAGAAGGACUCUGGGGCUGCUCGUGAAGAGGCUGGAGAGGGGAGGAAAGGCCGAGCGCGAGGCUCUCUUUCAGGAAAACGACUGCAUCGUGCGCAUUAAUAACGAUGACCUGCGCAACAUCCGAUUCGAACAAGCACAGAACUUAUUCAGGCAGGCCAUGCGUUCCCCAUUCAUCCUGUUCCAUGUGGUUCCAGCAAUGAGGAAAGUACAGUAUGAACAGUUCUCCCAGAGUGAGCUGGGUGUACAGCCUGGCCUUGGCCCCAAACAUCUCCCCCCUGACCCCAAACCCGGUCCCAUUCCUAGCCGACUAACUCCUGAAUCCAAACCUGGGGAAAGGGGUAGUGUGGUGGUUGGAGGCAUUGAUUACAGCCCUAAAAGACUGUCUAAGAGCGGCCCUCAUCCUAACAUUAAUCAUCAGACCCCGUCUUCCCAAAUGGAGCAAAGCCAACCUUAUCCUGGAUCAGCGCCCAUCAUCAGUCCAGCCAGCAAGAGUACGCCCUCCACAGGCUUCACCAAAAAGAUCGGCCGCAAGUUCAACGUCCAGCUCAGAAAAGGUCCAGAAGGACUUGGCUUCAGUAUCACAUCACGUGAUGUCCCCAUAGGAGGCUCCGCCCCAAUCUACGUGAAGAACAUCCUUCCUCGUGGAGCAGCCAUCCAAGAUGGCCACCUGAAAGCUGGUGACCGGCUGCUGGAGGUGAACGGCGUGGAUCUGAACGGGAAGUCUCAGGAAGAGGUGGUGUCUCUCCUCCGCUCCACUCCAAUGGGAGGCACUGUUAGUCUGCUGGUCGUCCGCCAGGAGGAGGCCUUCCUGCCACGUGAAGUGAAAGCAGAGGAUGAUGACUUGGUGCUUACUCCCGAUGGGACACGGGAGUUCUUGACCUUUGAGAUUCCUCUGAAUGAUUCAGGUUCGGCCGGGUUAGGAGUCAGCGUAAAGGGCAACCGCUCGAAAGAGAACCAUGCCGACCUGGGCAUCUUCGUUAAGUCCAUCAUCAACGGAGGAGCCGCCUGCAAGGAUGGCCGCUUGAGGGUGAACGACCAGUUAAUAGCCGUGAACGGAGAAUCACUGCUGGGAAAGACCAACCAGGAAGCAAUGGAGACUCUACGCAAGUCCAUGUCUAUUGAGAGCAACAAAAGAGGCAUGAUCCAACUCAUCGUGGCCAGGAUGGUGGGCGGGAGGAAUGAGGAUGGUGCAAGAAGUCCAUCGGUGUCCGAGGUGUCACUGACCCGCUCUCAUGAGGAUCACGAGCGACGCAUCUCUCACUCUCUCUACCCCGGAGCUGUCGAGGGCAUGGACGACCCAGUCAACACUCGCUCUGUCAUGGGCAGAAUGAUCGGUAACUACCAGCUGUCCCCUACUGUGAACAUGCCUCAGGAUGACACCGUCAUCAUUGAAGAUGAUAGGCCGCCUGUUCUUCCUCCUCUCCUGUCUGACCAAUCAUCUUCCAGCUCCCAUGAUGACAUGGGCUUUGUGAUAGAGCCGCCUGUCUCCUGGGCCAAAGAUAUUCAGAUUCAAGAUGAAAGCUCACUGAGUCCCGACGCAGACCCCGACGGAGCGUUUCAGAGGGAGGGCUUUGGCAGGCAGAGCAUGUCGGAGAAAAGAACCAAACAGUACGGAGACGCUGCUCAACUCGAAAUCAUCAAGACGCGCAAAUCCAAGAGCAUGGAUUUAGUAGCUGACGAGAUUAACCUCACACCCCGCCCAAACAGGACAGAAGGUAACUCCACAAGAGAUGUAGGACCCAAUCUGGGCCUGAAGAAGUCCAGCUCUCUGGAGAGUCUCCAGACAGCCGUGGCAGAGGUGACGCUCAACGGGGACGUCCCGUUCCACAGGCCUCGUCCCAGAAUAAUCCGUGGACGUGGUUGCAAUGAGAGCUUCCGCGCGGCUAUCGACAAAUCCUAUGACAGACAGGCCGUGCCGGGCGAUGAAGAGGAGGACGAAGGCAUGGAGACAUUGGAGGAGGACACGGAGGAAAGCUCACGCUCCGGCCGGGACUCCGUCUCCACGGCGAAUGAUUUGGCUUUACCGGCUGGAGCGGCUUACCAGGACGGCCAGGUGAACGGCGGACGGCCCAAAGACGAGCGGAAGAAGGAGAAAGGAGGGAAGGAAAAGAAGGAAAAGAGCAAAGCCAAGAAAAGUGUGCUGAAGGGCCUGGGUGACAUGUUCAGGUUUGGCAAACACCGCAAAGAUGAGAGAACAGGGGAGAAGAUAGAACGCAAAGGCUCAAGCAAGAACAAAAUGGAUGACAUGCAGGCCACAGAGGAGGAGAUGCAGAGGAUGCGUUUGGAGAGAGACAGGAUCCAGGCCAAGACCAGGGAGCUGCGGGAGCGACAGGCCAGGGAAAGAGACUAUGCCGAGAUUCAAGACGUGACCCGAACUUUCAGCUCUGAUGAGGAACACCCCUACGCAGGCAUCGGCUCGCUCGACUCGUCCAUGGACAGCAGCCAGAGCCUGAACCAGGAGCAGAGGCCUCACAGUCCCAGAGAUCAGGGCCUAGAGAGCCUGUACGCCCAAGUCAACAAGCCACGCAACGGAGGACCACUAUCUUCAGACAGACAGGCAAUCGACAGGGUAGGCCUGAACCUCUACAGGACUCAGGUGCAGGAGAGCAGACUAGAGCAUGCUCAGCGUGCACUGAACUGACAGGUGCCAUGCUGAUUGAGAUUUGGGGAGCGUAAAGCAAACCCUCACCACUGUGAUACACACCGGCUUGAUUGACGGCUGCUCCCAUUAGAGCUAUAUUCUCUAAGCUGCUGCUCUAAGCUGAGAGAGUGAGGGAAAGAAGGAGAGAGAGGGAGAUAUCUCUCGCUCCAGAGAUUUUGGCUGUUGAGAAAUUCACCUACAGAGAUGCACAGCAAGAUGUUUUUCCCUCUCUCUGUCUCCCCGGUGCUUAACUUCUUUUCCUUCUCUCUCUUCUAAAUCCACUUCCGCCUGACUUUGCAUGGUGCUGAAAUUGGAUUAUAAGCCGCAGGUACCUUUCAGGUCAUGGCUUUCAUCUGUGUGUGAAGCUGUUUACGUUGGGGGUUUAGUUGCUGUUAGGCAGAGAGAGAGAGAGAGAGAGAGGAGUGAAGCAGUAAUCCCUCAGACACAAACAUACUUUAUACAUCUGCAUUCGUGUCUCCCAGCUGCAGCGCUGAUGUCAACAUUUACCAAUUGUCCUCUACGGCAUCAUCAUCAUCAUCAUUUUUGUUAGUGACAUCAUUGUUGUCGUUCCUGUUGGCGUGGUCAAAAUGUUCAGUGAAGUACAAUUCAAAAACAUCAUGUCAGAAUCAUCAUCAGUUAUUCAAUCCUCUAUCUUGCCAUCCAUCCAGUCCUUCUCCAUCCUUCAGUGCUCAAUCUUUCCUUGAACGUUUCAUCGACCCAAUCGUGUUUGACACUUCCAUCCAUCCAAUUAUCCCUCCUCCGUAGUUUCAUCCUUCACUCUUCCUUCGUAUUCUCAUCUAUCCAAUCCUUCGCCAAUCGUCCAGUCUUCCUCCAACAUCCGUCCAAUUCACCCAUUCCUCCUCCAUAGCCCAUCCACCCAGUAACUCCUUCCUCCCAUUUCUCUAAGGCCCUGGUCACACUACAGCUCGUGAUGGGUUUAAUUUUUGAAUACUCGGUGAUGAAAAAUUGAUAGCAUCGCUGCCAGUCGUGCAAUACACGGCAAAUGUUCUCCGAGCUUUGCGAGUUCUUUUUUUUGUUGUUGUUGUAUCUCUGCCUUGCAAGUAGCCAAAAAUAUUAUGUAAAAUUUCACUGAAAUUUGGUGGUGAUGUUUUCAUCAGCAAACUAAGCAGUGGGUUUGGGAGUACUUCCCAAAACUCUGGGAAUCUUCUUUGAGUCUCUUGAGAUGUAUUUGUCUCAAACCCAUGUCCCUAAUUAGUCUGGUUAACACCAGACCAUAUCACAAGUGAAAUAUGGUCUGGAAUCCGCCUAUUGAAUUUCUCGUAGGGGAGGUGUGGUUUACGAUUGUCAACGGCCGUUUAUUGGACGUUGCGAAUGUCUAUCAUUUGGCGUAUACGUAGCCCAUGGCCAAUCAUGGCAGUUGUACCCGGUGACGUAGUUAGAGCGAUGAAGAGGCGAAGAAGAGAAGGAAAGAGCAAGGCAAAGGCAUCUGUCUUCGUGUCAACGAAAGACUGUAACGCCAAACGCUGUUCUUUUUUUUAAAACAAACUUUCGCUCUAAACUAUUCAGAACAGUGUCUAAAGCUUGAUCGAAAGUUUGGUUCGUAUCGCUCGCCGCCAUGUGAUCCAUAAACAGUCCCAAAUAAACUACAAGCUUCCGUUUGUCGAGUAGUACGCGUCACCAUCUUCCCACCCCUCCCCACUCUCUGAUUGGCUCCCUAACUCAGGCGAGCCUUUAGACCAUAGUUUCCAUGCUGUCUUUUCAGAUCGGAACGAUUGUGCAAAGCAGCAUGGGAUUUCCCAGGCUAGUCCCUAAUGCUCGCAGGAGCCUCAUCAACACAGCAGCUUGGCACAGCCUCACCUUCGCCAAGACUUAAAAAGUGUAUUUACAUUCGGGGAUCCUUCGGAGCACGUUGUGUGUGCGCUUGGGGCCCAGUCGUGAUGGGAAACACCUGAUGCUAAUUUGAGCGCAGUCAGCACGCACAUAUAAGGAUGCUAUUUUCAGAGAGACUUUGAGAAGUAUUCUGUCAGGUAUGCGGCGGUGGACGGAUCUAAGUGCAGGAAGAGUGUUUAUUAGCAGGCAUGAUAUUUACAAAAACAAAACCGAAAGCAGAGUCAUAAACAUGGCUCGAAACAAACGUGACUGUGGUGAUAAUACUUCACAAAGCCUCUGUGUCCUUAUAUGCGCAUGCUGAUUGCACUCAAAUCAGUGUCAGGCGUUUCCCAUAACCACUAGGUCCUGUGAGUGAGUGAAGGUGUAACAGUCAAGUGUUCCCCUGCUGUGUAACCACAACUUUUAGCUCGUCUGUAUAUCACCAUGCGUCAUCACCAAAACGCCUCAUUUUCAUCGAUAACCAAUCGCAAAGCAUCGCGAGCAAUAGUGUGACCGUAGCUUGAUCAAACUCCAUCAUCCCAUCCAUCCAAACCUUGUCCAUCUUCCCAUCUACACACACUUGUAUCUUUUCCCCAUUCAUCCAGGCUUCUUCCAUAGUCCCAUCCAUCCAAUCGUCUUCUGUCUCCUCAUUUGUCCAGUCCUCCUCCAUAGUCCUCCUCCCUCUCUUGAUCUGUCCAGUCCAGUCUGUCUAAUUCUCCUCAUUUUUCAUUCUUAGAAUUAACCCAAACCACCUCCUCCACUCCUCCUAUAUGGAAAGAGCGCAUAGUACGAAAAGUGUAAAGUACGUAAGUAAGUAAAUUUUAUUUAUUAUUAGCAACAGACAACUUUUUGCCACAUGAACAUUGUUUUUCUCAGUUCAAUUUUGCAUCACCCUCAGUUUUCACAGAUUAGUUUUUCCCCCAAAAUCACCACAGGCACAUUUGCGUUAUCUCUGUUUGCAUUCUUUAAUUAGCCCUGAAUCAAAAGUUAAUAGCAAUAGUGAAUUUAUUAUUAUUUUCUUCUCAAUUCAAUUACGCCGCCAUUAAAUUCGAGUGCAUCUGGAGCACUUUCUCUUAAAUAGCAUUUUGUUAACAGUUCAUUGGUAGAUAGAUAGAUGAGCACUUUGAGAUGGUUACACACUCUUGUAUUGUGUGUGUGUGUGUGUAUGUCUGUCUAAUCUUCUUUCUCAUCAGGGUCUGGGGAACAUGAGAAAUUCUAUAGGACUCCUCUCUGUGCGCGCGUGUGUGUGCGUGUCUAUAUAUAUAUAUAUAUAUAUAUAUAUAUAUAUAUAUAUAUAUAUAUAUAUAUAUAUAUACGCACACAGACAUAUAUAAAUAACAAUUAUUCCACAAAACUGAGUCGUAUAUGAGCUGAUAGCCAUAAUUGUUGGAAUAAUUGUUCUCUCUACAUUCACUCGAUUUUGAGAAACAUGGCAUUUUUAUUUUUCGCAAAGUUGAUCAAUAAAAACUUUAUACAAAAUGUCCAACGAAAUAAUUUCCAUUUUGGUGGACUUCUUAAAACCCUAUCGAUGGCUACAGAAACUGACUUUAGUGGGGUUUUUUUGUAGAAAGUGACGUCUUGCUGUCAUGCCGAGGUAUAGAAUAGUUUGAGACAUUUAAUUAAUUCUUACUUGCACAUUUCAGUUCUGUAAUGUUCAAACUUCUUUGAGCUUUUGAACCAGACUAAAAAAGUUCAACAAAUUUGAAUGCUUAAAGAUGAAGAAUGUAAACAAACUGGCGAAAUAUACUCACGGUAUAUGAGCUGAUAUCCUAGUAGUAGAGUAGCCAAUCAGAGCGUGAUUGCUCAUAUCCAGUGAAUGUGCAUAUACUAACAGGUUACCUGGUGUUGCCUGGGUUUUGCAAAAUUCUAGGUUGCUCCCGGACUUCCAUGUCAAAUUUGGUGAAGACCCUUCGAGAAAUGGUGAUGCUAGCCCAAGACAAACACAAAUCCAAACAUUCACUACCCAGGGGCCCACUGGGGACCCCCUGGGGCCCAAAUAUGGAAUUUCUGAGUUCUGCCAAAUUGUGGCCAGUUCCUGUACCUACUUGCCAAGUUUAGUGAAGAUCUGUCAAGAGUUUGUGUUGAUAAAUGUAACAUGAAAGGCAUUGAGGGAGGGGUGGGUGGAUAUUGUGUCACUCGGGGACCUCCCUGGGGCCCGUAAAUGAAUUUUGUUUAUAUCUGCAAAAUUCUGGGUCAUCCCCGGACCUACUUGCCAAAUUUGGUGUAUUUGGCUCAUCUUCCUCAAUAAAUAAAUGACCAAUAGGGUGCAUCAGUUGCCCCCUAAAAAUGAAAAGUUCCUCCGAUCAUGAUGCGUUUUUGUUUUUAUGUUCCUUUUGGUAAGAAAACACACUGGGUGAAAUAUUUUGACAAAAUUCAAAAGUUUAAUGGUGGCACCAGGAGCUCAAAGUUAUGGAAAAAGCUGCUAUUUUAUGAUAAAAUUUCGAUCACUUUUCAUGAAACAUUAUGGCACCUUAUAGAGUAUACCAAAUCUCUUAGAUACACAUUUUUAGUACAUAUUCUAAAUAUAUUAUCAAGCACAGUUUGAGUUUUAGCUGUUCAUUGAAUCAUUGUUCAACUACUUUUAAACAAUACAAAUGUAUUAUGAAUCACAUUAAUGCUUCUCAAUCCCUUGCAAAGGUUCUUAACAUGAUCUCUGGCUCACAAGAAAUCAAUAAAUGGAGUCCAACAUUGUGAUUCAAACCUUACACGAAAACAUAAAAUAAGCGUUUUUUGGCAAAAAAAUGAACGUCAUGGUGCCACCAUUAGACUUUUGAAUAUGGUCAAAAAAUUUUACAGGAUGUCUUUAUUGGUGAAAAGGAACACCCAAACAAAAAUGCAUCAGAUUUUAUGAAAGUGAGGGCAACUGAUGCACCCUAAUGACCAAGUAUAAUAUUUUUGUCUCAUUUGUUUAACUGGGUUCUCUUUAUCUACUUUUAGGACUUGUGUGAAAAUCGGAUGAUGUUUUAGGUCAUAUUUAUGCAGAAAUAUAGAAAAUUCUAAAGGGUUCACAAACUUUCAAGCACCACUGUAAUUGUAAUCGCUCACUUCUGGGACAAAUGAAGUGUCUGAUUUGUAUAUUUUUCUCUCUCUCUCUCUCACACACACAUGGCUGGGUAUCAUUACUGGGUUUUCGCUUAAAAUAUAUUUUUGGGCCUGAAUUUGCAUCCUAUUUUGAUAGUUUACCUACCGCUGUGGUUGGGGCCGUCCCCACCUCCGUACUUUUCCUGCCUGCUUUGCGCUCUUUCUCCAUCCAUCUCCUGCCACUCUGGCAUGCUUGGUUUCUGGCAGCGGGGUGGCUGGUUUUUAGUGUCUUGUUGGUUUGCUGCUGGGUGGAUGGCUGCCACGCCUUCUCUGGUAUGAAGUUUGCUGAUUGUGUGCUUUUUUUAAAGCACCUACUUGCUAGUUGUAACCCUGGUGAAGUGCUGAUGGGCAUGCCACCACAGCCUGAGGCAUUUCGCUGCCACUUUAAAGAAGCACAUGAUUUUUGUGAGACGGUUGGAGCUGCUUGAUGCCUCUAGUGCUGAAUAUUCUCCUACAAGAACAACCUGACUUUUCAAUGUACUGUACUACUAUUCCCUAGUUUUUGGAUUAGUAGUAAUGAUGAUUCCUUACAAUAAUUGUCUUGAUUUACUGAAUUGUCUCUUUUUUUUUUUUUGUCAUAUGAUUUGCCUUUGUGGUUUGCUGUUUUCUUUCCAGUGUGUUAUUGUGCUUGUUUAUACCUUCUUUUCUGUCCUUUGUUGCAGUGUAUUCCCUCUAUUGAUUUUGUAAAGUCACCUUGAGCGUGAGCUUGGGAAAUGUGCUACCCAAAUAAAAUGUUAAACCAUGUAAAUCUUUACAAUGUAAAUGGUUUUACAGUUUCUCAUACAGUAUAUAAAUGCUAUGAUAAAC
Messenger RNA from Neoarius graeffei (lesser salmon catfish), 9513 nucleotides. It is a transcript of the gene pard3aa, whose product is annotated as par-3 family cell polarity regulator alpha, a. Lineage: Eukaryota; Metazoa; Chordata; Actinopteri; Siluriformes; Ariidae. Bases 280 to 3795 code for a protein of 1171 amino acids. Gene Ontology annotation, molecular function: phosphatidylinositol binding; protein binding. Gene Ontology annotation, biological process: intracellular protein localization; establishment of centrosome localization; establishment of cell polarity. Gene Ontology annotation, cellular component: apical junction complex; cell cortex; adherens junction. The transcript has 22 exons. The record is from RefSeq and is a predicted model, not a curated record.